AUGCCUGAUCUACUAGAAGAGGAGACCUACUGGUCACUCCUGAACUCAACCUUGAAGGAAAAUUAUCCUGGCUUUCUCAGUCAUCUUUCUGACCAAGAAGGCAGCUUUGCAGAAGAGGGGCAAUUAGCUGUGCUUGAAUUCAAAGAUGCUCAAGUCGCUACUGCCCCAGUCGUGAGAACGUUGGAGACAUCCAGAGCCCUCAAGCGCUAUCUGAAUCAACCGCCGAACGAUGUAAAGCAGCGGGCUUUUAUUCUGGAAGGACUCCCGCGUAAUUUCAUCCAAAUUCUAGGAGAGGAUCUCAAAGUUCCUCCUGAUUUCUUCGCGGCGCAUUGGUCUUGUCCCAUUGUCGGCAGUCUUUUGAACAGGACGCCACGACACUACGACGUGAAGAAUCGAUUUAUCUUGCGAUUCCCUCGCCUGCAUCGAGCGAGAAUCCAAGCACGGAUCGGUGAUGAGAAAAGUCCCUUCUAUUCGAUAGAGGCAGAUGGGAAUCGUCUUCUCUCCCGAAAGACGAUCUUUGGCGAUAUGAAUGGUCCACUAGAGAGCCCCGAGCAUCUGUCCUUCUGGAGCACCGAGGGCGCAACGCCUCGAAAUAGUGAAGUCACCCUAUUCUUUUAUGCGGUCUCAAUUUGUGGGCUGCCUAACAAGAUCUUGCAGUGA
Molecule: messenger RNA, 660 nt
Organism: Penicillium macrosclerotiorum
Lineage: Eukaryota; Fungi; Ascomycota; Eurotiomycetes; Eurotiales; Aspergillaceae
Exons: 1
Coding region: 1-660 (219 amino acids)
Source: RefSeq, a predicted model, not a curated record